Sphaeroforma arctica JP610 is the source of this 189-nucleotide messenger RNA. RefSeq lists its product as hypothetical. NCBI's taxonomy places the organism in Eukaryota, Ichthyosporea, Ichthyophonida. The record is from RefSeq and is a predicted model, not a curated record. The transcript has a single exon. The annotation marks the transcript as partial.
GAGUCGAGGCCACCGUCAGCAUCCGCAGACGGUUCAGCACAGGCACCCCCAGCUACAUCCGCACCCGUUGCGAAUUCGCCAUCGCCGUCAGAAACCGACUUUAGGAAAAAUUCAACUCCAGCAGUUGCACCAGCUAUACCUUCGCCAGCAAAAGCAGCCUCGGAACAGAGUAUCCUGCCAAAGCGGUAA